Octopus sinensis (East Asian common octopus) is the source of this 1598-nucleotide messenger RNA. Its product is annotated as interleukin 17-like protein. The transcript has 2 exons. Gene Ontology annotation, molecular function: cytokine activity. The coding region runs from base 193 to 783 and encodes 196 amino acids. Gene Ontology annotation, cellular component: extracellular region. The record is from RefSeq and is a predicted model, not a curated record. Lineage: Eukaryota; Metazoa; Mollusca; Cephalopoda; Octopoda; Octopodidae.
AAACUAAUUCAGUGUAACCAUGUGCUUUCUUUAACUCACCAUAGGUAAUAUCUCUCAUUUUAAUUCUUUCCUUAUAUAACUCAUUACUUACCUGAAGUGUAAGAGUUUACAUGACUGGUGUCUAGUGUGUUAUAUCUCGGUUAAACCAGGGCAGUUAAACGCAUACUGAAUUGAGAGGUGGUCAGGUCUCUUAUGUUAAAUUACUUAGUUGUCGUCGUCUUUUCCACUCCUGAGUCAACAAGCUGCAUAAUGGAGUCAUUUCAAUUUGUAAACUACUUUCUCCUCAACUUUAUCUUGACUGUAUCUUCGGCACCAACGCAGACCAAAUGUGAAAUACCAACGGACCUGAUAGUCCAUUACAACAGUUUGUCCGGUGCAUCUAUUGGCAAAAACUUUUUUCUAUCAGCUGAAAUGGCUCCAGCAGGAAGUGACCAGCAACCACAAACCGAUGGGGAUAAAACUUGUCCAACAUCUCUGGUUUCUACUAAUAUCGUCCGCGAACGUUCAACCUGCCCUUGGUAUCUUAAAAUUAUCAAUGAUUCAUCAGUUUUUCCCCCAUCACGUACUGAAGGGGUGUGUCGCUGUAGAAACUGUCUAGGCUCUGACAACAACCACCAAUGUGUAACAGUAUAUACUAAAACGACUGUCCUGAAACGUACAGGUAAAUGUGUUGAUGGAUUGUACGUGUAUAGACCAAGUGUGAUUCAAGUACCCACAGCCUGUGUCUGUGCAAAGAAAUUCGAUAUCAUUUCUAGCGAAAAUGACCACCUUUACGAGUCGUAAAAACACCAAGCUACCAUUUUGAAAUGCGUGUAACGCAAAUGUCAUUCAUAAUUUUAUGAAUCUUAAAGUAAACCACUAUGUGGUUAUUAUAUUAUUUCUUAUAUUUUGUUAAUACCUUUAAUAUAUGCAACUGUUUUAUAUUUCAUAAUCAUAAAUAUAUUCAAUGAAAUCCCAAGUGAUUACUAUGUAAUCAAUUAAAAUUGUUAGCAUAUUGUUAACUAUGUCGUUAUCUAAAUAACAGUAUGUUAUUUAAUCAUAAAUGUACAUAUUAAUCUAUAAUAUAUAACUGCGCUAGACGCAGCGUCACUCUUUGUUUAAUCGCAUAUUCACGCCCAUUUACACACACACGCGCGCGCGCACACACACACACACACACACACACACACACUUCAAGAAAACCUACUCUUGGUUAUUGGCGCGAGCUGGAAGAACAAUUUGCACGCUAGGCGAAAUGCAUAGCAGCAUUUCGUCCGUCUUCACGUUCUGAGUUCAAAUUCCGACGAGGUCGACUUCGCUUUUCAUCAUUUCGGAGUCCAUGAAAGAUUUUGUCGUAAUCUACAAUUUGACAUAAAAUAUCAAAUAAUAAACGUUCGCGCGCACACACACACACACACACACACACACACACUCACGCACACACAAACAUGUGUAUAUAAAAUCAUAUUCCAUUUAUAGUCUCCAAAUCAAGAGUUUUUGCCAUCUUGCAUUUCUAAAAACUGGACAAACAGUCCUCGAGGCACCGGUCUAUGGCACGUGCACCUCAUCUUUAGUAAUGUUAAUGGCGGAACGUUAAAAUGGGCUUCCAGACUCAUGUA